Gongylonema pulchrum is the source of this 282-nucleotide messenger RNA. The record is from the annotation of a GenBank genome assembly. NCBI's taxonomy places the organism in Eukaryota, Metazoa, Nematoda, Chromadorea, Rhabditida, Gongylonematidae.
GUCCUGCACAUAAGUUUAAAAUAUGUCGUACUUCUUGUCAGUGCUGUUAUGUGUAUAUCACAAAUCGGCAAUUAUUUUGUGGAGGUUGUUACUGGAGGUGUUGGCAAGAAUGGCUCUACAGUUGCGGAUACUUCUGUUUUGUCACCGUUGAUUCCAUUGCUAAUGAUGGUAACACCGUUUUGGAUGGUAUACAGUAAGUCAUUGACAGCGGUUUAUGAUAACCACAUAACACUAUUUGCACUUUGUUUUGGGGCUGUCUCAGCUAAAGCCACUGUGAGGUAG